This is a messenger RNA of Suillus subalutaceus, 663 nucleotides long. RefSeq lists its product as uncharacterized. Lineage: Eukaryota; Fungi; Basidiomycota; Agaricomycetes; Boletales; Suillaceae. The coding region runs from base 1 to 663 and encodes 220 amino acids. The transcript has 4 exons. The record is from RefSeq and is a predicted model, not a curated record. Gene Ontology annotation, molecular function: oxidoreductase activity, acting on the CH-OH group of donors, NAD or NADP as acceptor.
AUGACGUCCACACAAUCUAACUCCAAAGGUGUCGCAAUCAUCACUGAAUCCGCGCAAGGAAUCGGACGCAGCAUCGCAAUACGCCUUGCAGGAGAUGGCUAUGACGUCGCGAUCAACGAUUUGGAAAGCAACAAAGAGAAUUCGGAGGAGGUCAAGAAGGAAAUCGUUGCCGAAUUCCUGGAGCGCAGAGUGCUAAUUGUCCUUGAGAAUGUCAGCGUAGAGGAGGAUGUCAAAGGACUGGUUGAGAGUACAGCUAAAGAGUUUGGCAGGCUGAAUGUUGUGAGUUGUUUACAACAGGUUCACUGCCAGACUCAUCUCAUCAUAGCGACAUCCGAUGACUUUGAGUCUGUGCUUUCAGUCAACGUCAAAGGCACCUUCUACAGCUAUAAAUAUGCAGCGCAACAGAUGAUAGCUCAAGGUGAGGGUGGGCGAAUUAUCGGCGCAAGCUCCCUUGCAGGAAAGAAAGGCAAGUCCACAUAUGCGGCUGUUCCUUUGUGUAUGCCAUGCGCUUACUGCGCAUCCAAGUUUGCUAUCCGAGGGCUAACGCAAUCCACAGCCAUUGAACUUGGUCGCAACGGAAUUACAGUGAAUGCAUAUGCGCCAGGAACAAUUCAAUCGGCAAUGCGUAAGUUUCGAGAAUUGUGCUUUAAUAUAGGAUGGUAA